GAAACAAAAAAAAAAACCCUAAGGUCAUUGCCAUCUUUGGCAGAGCCCAACUGUUCGCCUUUCUAGGUUUGGUUUCUGUUGGUUUUGUGUUUCUCUUUUGGAAGAACACAAAAAGCAACACCGAAAAUCCAUGGACUCUAAGCCUUAUUUUCAUGUCUCUCUUUCCACAACACCAGAGCCCCAGGCUAACGAACAAAAGGUUACACUUUCCAGCUCAUCAUCUGCAGGUUGUUUCUUAAUCCGUGCUCCUCUUACUAUAGAUGAUGAUGAUGAUGAUGGUGAUGGUGACAAAGAUGAUGAUUUGGAAUCGAAUGGUUAUGAAAUAACUGUUAUUGACAGUGGUGAUGGUAGUGGUGAAAGUAUCACUAGUAGUGACAGUGAGGGGCUUGUGAGUGGUGAGGAGUUUGAGACUGCUUGGGAGAGACCGUUUGUGGGUAACCCAGAUGAGGAAAAUUUGGAAGAAAGUGGUUUUGUCGAUAAAUACAUAUCAACUGGAUCCACUGUGGCUGACCCAGAUGAAGAAUUAUCUCAACAAUCUAUAGUAGAUGAUGAAUAUGAUGAUCCUGUUGUUGAUUUAGCUGCGGUGAAUAAGCCAAGGGUUAAGCCUUUUGCCCAUUUGACGAUGGAUGAUGAUGUCUUUGAUGAGAUGGUUUCUGGUGAUGAGAGGAUGGUGAGUGAAGAGCAAGAUGGUGUUUUUUCAUAUGUAGUUAAGGUUCCUGGUGCUGUGACUCUUGGGAGAGUUGAUAGUGCACCUAGAAUUAAGUUAAUGAAUAUAGAAGAAGGAGAAGAGGAGCUGUUAUCUCAGCCACUGUCCCCGGUGAUGCUCACUGACACUUCAGAUUCAAGUUUGGUGGAUGAUUUUGUUGAUGAACCAGUAUCAGCUGAAUCGACUGAAGAUAAGGGUAAUGGUGUUACACAGAAGACUCACUUUGAGUCCUUUAUGAAGGGUAGAGAAGAGGAUUUCGAGGUUGUUAAGAAUAGUGUUGAGGGAGGACCAGCACUUGAAGGUUCUGAAUGGAAACUGAUUGAAUCAAGUAAUAGCGAUGGACACGAGAAGAAAGAAUAUGGUGCUCUAAUAGGAAGUGGAAGUGCUUCUCUGGACCAAGGUGAUGAUAAAGAAAACCUGGAAAGUAAAAGCGAACCAGUAACUGAUAUGGGGGUACAUUUGUAUGACCCAUUAGCAGUCAACUCAGUCAAAUCCAAAGAUGGCAUUGUUGAGUGGGGGGAAGUUCAGGAUGUAAAUUUUGAAGUUUCAGAACCAGAUUCAACUCUGCAGAAUGGUAAAUUGCCUGAAACUAAUGAGGAUGACAAAUUGAAGGAUUCAGAGUUAAAUAUUUCCGAUUCCUUUGAAAUUGUAAAGCAAAGUUCCAUUUCAGACCAUGAAGUAAAACCUGAAGCAGAAGAUGAUGUUCAUUCACGAGGAAGGGAAAAGAGUUUACUUUCCGAUCAAGAAAUUGAAGAAUUGGUUUUCAGCAGUUCAGCAGGGAAUUUUCAAGAUCAGUCACGGGGAUUUGAUGGACAGAUCAUCUUGGACUCGGAUGACAAAGUGCAAAAUAAUAGUAAUGCUGAAGAAAUUGAGUUACUUGAUUCUGCUGCAUUGGCUGCUCUCUUGAAAGCCACAACUAGCGCUGAGUCAGAACCAAAUUCAACUCUUCAGGAUGGCAAAUUGCCUGCAACUAAUGAGGAUGAUAAAUUACUGGAUUCAGUGUUAAAUAGUUCCAAUCCCUUUGAGAUUGUAAAACAAAGUUCCAUUUCAGACCAUGAAGUAAAACCCAAAGCAGAAGAUGAUGUUCAUUCACAAGGAAGGGAAAAAAGUUUACUUUCAAAUCAAGAAGUUGAAGAAUUGAUUUUCAGCAAUUCGGCAGGAGAUUUUCAAGAUCAGUCACGGAGAUUUGAUGGACAGAUCAUCUUGGACUCGGCUGAUGAAGUGGAAACUGAUAGGAAUGCUGAAGAAAAUGAAUUAUUUGAUUCUGCUGCAUUGGCUGCUCUCUUGAAAGCUGCAACUAGUGCUGAGUCAGAUGGUGGUGGCCUUACAGACACCUCUGCUUCAACAGUAUUCACUCUUGAAAAUUCCUCUAGCUCAGGUUCCUCAGCUGCACCACCAAAUGUUGUUAAGGAUGUACCAAAGGACAACCUCAGUGAUGAAGAAAAAAAGAGGAUUGAGAAGAUACAACUCUUGAGAGUGAAAUUCUUGAGACUCAUCCGGAGAGUAGGCUAUUCGCCAGAUGAUUCCCUUGUUGCACAGGUGUUAGACAAACUGGGUCUAGCUAUGGGGAGACAUUCCAGUGUAGCAUUCAGCCUUGAAUCAGCCAAGAGGGUUGCUAUGCAAUGUGAAGCAGAAGGUAAAGAUGAUUUGGACUUCUCUUUGAAUAUUUUGGUGCUUGGGAAAACUGGAGUGGGAAAGAGUGCAACUAUUAACUCUAUUUUUGGCAAAGAAAAAACCAGUGUUGAUGCAUUUGAACCUGGGACUACCUCUGUGAAACUUAUCGAUGGAAUUAUAGACGGAGUUAAGAUUACAAUGCUUGACACACCAGGCCUCAGAUCUCCUAUGACAGAACAAACUAUCAACAAGAAAAUAUUAGCAUCUAUAAAGAAGUUUAUGAGGAAGUUCCCUCCAGAUGUUGUCCUUUAUGUUGAUCGAUUAGACAGCUAUGUUAGAGACGCUAAUAAUUUUCCAUUGUUAAGGUUAAUUACUAGCUCUCUUGGUUCAUCAAUAUGGCAAAAUGCUAUUGUGUGUUUAACUCAUGCUGCUUCUGAUCCCCCAGAAGGACCAUCUGGGUCUCCCCUUAGAUAUGAGGUGUUUGUUGCUCAACAAUCCUGCGCUAUUCAGCAAGAUAUCAGCCAAGCAGUUGGUAAUCUGUGCCUGAUGAACCCAGGCAUGACACAUCCAGUGUCUCUUGUUGAGAACUGUCCGACCUUUCGGAAGAAUAGAUUUGGUAAAAAUAUGCUCCCAAAUGAAGAGAGUUGGAAACUACAAUUGUUACUAGCUUGCUUCUCAUUAAAGAUCUUAUAUGAAGCAACUACUGUGUCAAGACAUCAAGAUCCCUUUUAUCAUAAGAAGGUUUUUGUCUUCCGACCUGCACCUCUAUCCUACUUGUUGUCAUCACUGUUGCAGUUUCGUACUUAUCCAAAACUCUCCGCUGAUCAGGGUGGUGAUGAAGUUGACUCAGAUUUUGAUUUUGGUGAUUUAUCAGAUUCUGAACUAGAAGAUGAGGAUGAAUAUUCCCAGCUUCCACCCUUCAAGCCUCUGAGGAAAUCUCAGGUUGCUAAGCUGAGCAAGGAGCAAAGGAAAGCAUACUUUGAGGAGUAUGAUUAUCGGGUCAAGCUCCUUCAGAAGAAACAGUGGAAAGAGGAGGUUAAGAGGUUGGGGGAGAUCAAGAAAAAAGGAGUCGGGAAGGACUGUGAUUUCAACAAUGAAGAUGAAAGUCCUUUAGUUGUGCCAGUUAUUUUACCUGAUCUUCCUCUGCCGCCUACAUUUGAUGGUGACAAUCCUACUUGCAGAUACCGAUUUUUAGAGCCCACAUCUCAGCUUCUUGUGAGACCAGUUCUUGACUCACACAGCUGGGACCAUUCCAGUUUAAGUCUAUUGCUCAUGAAUUGGAGAGGUGACUUAACUAUGGUGGCCAACCUACAGUCUCAGUUCUCCAUCGGAUUGGGUUCGAAAAUGACAGUACUUGUUGGAUUGAACAACCGGCGAAAUGGGCAAAUAACUGUAAAAUUAAGCAGCUCAGAGCAACUUCAGAUGGCACUCUUUAGUAUUCUUCCAUUAGCAAUAUCCCUCUUCAGGAAUAUUUGUUCAGGAUCUAGUGGGAAAAACUAAACAUAGUAUCUGCUGUGUGCAACCAUCGGACUAGUAUUUUUAUUCUAAUCUUAUUGUAGUCUAGUUUCCACUGUUCAUUUUUGUUCCAUCUGCCAAUAUUAGCUGUAACAUUAAUGAGAUGAACCUAUUUUGCAUAGUUACUGCAGUUCAUGAUCUUCA
Molecule: messenger RNA, 3979 nt
Organism: Mangifera indica (mango)
Lineage: Eukaryota; Viridiplantae; Streptophyta; Magnoliopsida; Sapindales; Anacardiaceae
Product: translocase of chloroplast 159, chloroplastic-like
Exons: 1
Coding region: 131-3820 (1229 amino acids)
Biological process (GO): protein targeting to chloroplast
Cellular component (GO): chloroplast outer membrane
Molecular function (GO): GTP binding; GTPase activity
Source: RefSeq, a predicted model, not a curated record